AAGGGAGGGAGAGGAGCAGCUUAAGCGAUGCGUUUUUUCUUCCUUGAGGUGGACAGUGGAGUGUAUCUGAAGAAAGAAAGAGAAAUUACCUCCCUCAAUUUAGACAUCGCAGCAACAGAGGACAGAAAUCUCUCUGGAGUGAGUGGACAAGCAUCUGCACGGUUCUCUCCUGGUGUGGGUUCGACUCAGCAGUGUCGAUGUUUCCAGUGAAACAGCCGUGGUUGUGUAAAGCGCUAGGUUGCUAUGACUGCUGCAUCCGCUGCCUGGGCGCCGUGCCCUACACCAGCCUGCUGGCCACCCUGCUCUGCUACACCGGUGUGGCACUCUUCUGCGGGGGAGGGCAUGAGGCGCUCACUCACACACGCACAUUCGUAGAGCUCUACUUCGCAAGGGACGUCCAGGAUUUCACUGUGCUGGCAGACUUUAUAAAAUAUUUCCAGUAUGUGAUCUACGGUCUGGCCUCCUUCUUUUUCCUCUAUGGAUUGUUGCUCUUGGCUGAAGGUUUUUACACCACCAGUGCAGUAAAGCAGACUUUUGGAGAGUUCAGGAGCACCAAGUUCGGGCGCUGCCUCAGCCUGACUUUUAUAAUCCUGACGUAUGUGCUCGCUGUGAUCUGGCUAGUUGUCUUUGGCUUCACGGCCAUUCCUGUGCUCUUCUUCAUUAAUAUGGAAAGCUCCUGUCACAAAGUCAACAUUCUGUCGGAAACCACCUUGUUCAACCAGCAAGCAAGAGUCUGUAUGGAUGCACGGAUGUAUGGGUUUCUUCCCUGGAAUGCUGUGCCAGGGAUUGUUUGUGGAAACACACUGGCAAACAUCUGCAAAACACCAGAGUUCUACGUGACCUAUGACCUUUAUAUCUGUGCAUUUGCUGGAGCAGGAAUCACCCUUCUUGCCCUGUUCAUUUAUGUGGUUGCCACCACCUACAACUACGCUGUUCUAAGGUUUCUCGGAAGAAAGGGAAUCCGUUGCUAGGUUCGGUGUUGCUAGGCCCACUUUCCUGUUGCCUGCGGCAGCAGUUUCAGUGGUCAUCACUGUGACCGGAGAGGAAACACAAAAGAGCUCCAUGAAGCCCCUGCAGAGUUCUGUCAUACAGAGCACAAACACACAUGAGCCACUGGUUUCAUGAGACAGAUUAGUACAAAUUACACUAAGGAAGAUUGACC
Molecule: messenger RNA, 1162 nt
Organism: Sinocyclocheilus grahami
Lineage: Eukaryota; Metazoa; Chordata; Actinopteri; Cypriniformes; Cyprinidae
Product: myelin proteolipid protein-like
Exons: 7
Coding region: 198-971 (257 amino acids)
Biological process (GO): central nervous system myelination; axon development
Cellular component (GO): myelin sheath; plasma membrane
Molecular function (GO): structural constituent of myelin sheath
Source: RefSeq, a predicted model, not a curated record